UGGGUUCGAGCCCUUCUUUGACCCGAGGGGGGAUCAGUACAUGUACAGCCGUAUCCUCAACUGCGACUACGAGUUUGUGUCUCCGUGGUGGGACGAGGUCUCCCUCAAUGCCAAGGAUUUGGUCAGUAAGCUGAUCGUCCUCGACCCUCACAAGCGCCUCAGUGUCCGAGAGGCUCUGCACCACCCCUGGGUGCUGGGCAAAGCCGCCCGCUUCUCCCACAUGGACACCACCCAGAGGAAACUACAGGAGUUCAACGCUCGACGCAAACUUAAGGCUGCCAUGAAGGCCGUCGUGGCCACCAGUCGGAUGCACGAGGGCUCGCGGCGUCGUACUGACAGCUGUGAGAUUCCAGGCUCGGGGACAUCCAGGCAGAGCAGCAUGCAGCAGGACCCACCCCCAGAGUCAACAAGCCCCGCCCCUGCAGACAAAGAGGCCCUGCCCCCUGAUCAGCAGCUCCCUCAGGAAGACGGAUCAAAGCCCGGCGACCAAAGUGCCCUCAGCCCCUCCCCUCCAUGCAGCCCCAAACCACCCACCUCUGAUGUCACGCCCACAGGCCCCGCCCCCAUCAGACCACCGCUUCGUGUCGACGGGCUACGUCAGGCGUCCGUCGUCUCCAAAUCCAUGCUGGUUCAGCCCCGACUGCCGCAGAAGAGCUACUCCGUGGUAGGGCCUGCCGCAAGGGUUGAGGCCACGCCCUCGGUGGCCACGCCUCCGAAUCCCAACACCCUCAGCAACGGCUUCAUGCCGGGGGCGGAGCCAGCCAGUAAGACCGCCCACUGCCAGUGAUUUCCUGACAAACAGAGCGGAGACGCUUCACUCUGCUUCAGUUUCACACAAAAAUCCCAGAAAUAACGAGGUUCAGCCUUCCAUUAACUCUAAAAUCAUUUAUUGGGACCAAAUAACACCAGAACCUAAAUAAUCUGUAACAUCCAGAGCACAUUUAACUAGUACAACUCACAUCUCUGUAGCUCUGCAGCUAACAUGCUAACAGAUAUGUCCUCACUGAGGGUUUGUGGGGUGCUUUUGCAGCCUGGACAGUUUAGCUGCAGGGUUUCAGUACGAAGGCUGGAGAUGAUUCAGGACGUGAAAAACAAAAAGCACUUGUCCCACAUUAGGACUUACGAGUGAUUUAAUCUGCUCUUGUUGCUGUGGUAAGAAAAACAACUAGGCGCGUCAAGAAGUGCUGCCACUGGCUUUACAUAGACAGAAAGAAAGGCUUCUCUCGUUUAAACAUCAUUUAGAUUUUCUUAUGACUCUUUCUGUCUUCUAAUAAAUACAGACGUAUUUAGAGAUAAUUGUUAAAACAUGUAAAAUGCUAGUUUUCUAGCUGCAAGCAAAACGACAAAUGUUUUAACAAUCUGAUUCACAAUUUCUCUAUCUGGUAAAUUUGCCAUAUUGCUGGAGAAUUACACCUUUUUCUUUAUAAAAAUACAUUACAAUCUUAAUUAGUGUUGGAAAGGUUAUUUUCUAAAUGUAAUAGGUAAUCGAUUGUGAUGCAAUUUAAAAUGUAAUAGUUAAAUUACUUUAUUAAAGUAAUGUAACUUAUUAAAUUUAAGUACUUUUUGAUUACUUUUCUAAAUUUCUAAUGAAUGUUUUCGGCUGUUAAUCAUUUUCUAAAGACAGCUUGAGAGGCAGUUAAACUGGCAGAUGGGCGGAGAACCAAUCAGAAGCAUCAGAACAGCUGCGGCUGGAAACAGCAAAGGAAGACAGUGUGCACAUGAAAAACACGCAAAGCAACAAAAUAAUUAUUAUUAUUAUUCAACAUAUAGCCGAGCUUAUUACUGAAAAUAUUCAGAUGUAACCCCCCAGUGUAAUCAUUAACGUUUUCAGGAGUAACUGUAAUUUAAUUUCACAUGUUUUUCCAGUAACUCUUACAGAUAUUUAUUUUCUGAUUCAAAUAUGUAAUGAAAUUACAUGUAACUAGUUACUCCCCAACACUGAUCUUAAUCAUAUAAUAUGUAAUUUAUUGUUAUAAUUGAAAGUCGCGAAUUACAGACAGCAGUAAAGACUUCUUCUGCUAACUCUUGCUACUUCAGUCUAGCUAGCAUCUCUUAGCUAAGAUAGCAUGCUAGAUAACACUUUGGGUUAACCGAAGAACUUACUGGACUCCUGAGUUGACCUGAAGCUGGAACACAUCAGCAUCAACAAACACAAUGCUGCUCCGGUGAAUCUUUAACAUGUUAAAGUUCAGUCAUAGCAGCAUUUUAAACCAAGCAAACAAAAUUUGCUAACUGAGAGUAGCAGCUAGCUUAGCGGGCGGCCGUGUGUAGCGGGUUAGCAGUUAGCUUGGUACCUAGCUCACCACCGAGCCAUGUAGUAAUUGCUUUGUCAGGAGAACUCCACAUAUUGUGCAAAGACGACGUAGUGAUGAGGCAACUUUCUGUUGGGAACAGGACUUAACUUCUGUGGCAUGUUAGCUUGUUAGCUGGCUCUCCCCUCCUGAUCAUUGAACUAGACUCCUCAUGACAGUCUCACGUCAUGUGACAAUAUCCCACUGCAUUUGUGAAGCAUGCUAACCAUCAGAAAAGCUUAAACUCCUCAAACUAAAACUUCCUGUGUUUGGUUGCUCUUCUUGCCACAGUAACCGAGGUUCAGCUCUCGGACUGAAGUGUCGUGUAAAUUAGCCCGUUUGCAACCAGAUGAAGCUUUGCAUUGAUCUGUGUCUGGAUACCUUACCUGGAUGAUGACGCCCGAUCACAGACCUUCACAUCUGCACCGGUUUAUUAUUCUAACUAUGCUAACUUUGCACUCGCCACCUCCGGUGUAGAGAUUCAGAAAAACUCAUGUGUACUGGGUCAAGCAGGCUCCUAAAGCUUUCAAAGUAAACAUCAAAAAGAUUUGAGACACUUCAUCUGUAGCAGCUGCACAGGGAUCUAUUCAAGUCAACAUCAUUUAUAUAUCAAAAAAUCACAAAUCUUCCUCCACGUCUAGCUAUUCCUGCCCUUUAUAAUAACAGAGCACCUUCAGUGGCGUCUAAAUAAUGACAGCAGCCUGACUGUAAGUGUUCUGCUGCAUUAAUAUGAGUUGUCAUUGAUCCAGAUCAAAUAGGUUAAAGGGGGUCAAACAUUUUUAGUGACUGUGCCGGAUUCUCCUACAUUCAGGAGUGUAAUCCAGAUCACGGAACCUCAGUCUGAUUGGUGCUGGUUUUGUCUGCAGCUUUAUUUUGGUCACAAACUUAGUCCCGUCUGUAGUUUACUGUCACUUUAAAGGAACUGUUCAACAUUUUGAGAAAUACACUUUUUCACUUUUUUUGAGUUCAUCAAUCUCAUGUAUGUGAGUUGAGUACAGAUCUGGCGUCCGGAGCUGCGUCUCAGUUCUUCCUUCACUACACCAACAUGCAGUACUUGGUGUACUUAGUUGCAUAGUGAGUUCAUUUCGGCAUUACGUUUGUCUCAAAUCGAAGGACGUGGUGCGCUAACCGGAAAUGACAAUCACAGCAUUUGGACGCUACUUGUUCUCCUUCUUCUUCAUGGUAAAUUCUAACCGGACGGAUUGACAUUACUAGACAACCUAAAUCUGCCGGCUUGACUUCCAGUCAGUUUUAUUAAUAAAGAA
Molecule: messenger RNA, 3556 nt
Organism: Micropterus dolomieu (smallmouth bass)
Lineage: Eukaryota; Metazoa; Chordata; Actinopteri; Centrarchiformes; Centrarchidae
Product: calcium/calmodulin-dependent protein kinase type IV-like
Exons: 3
Coding region: 41-787 (248 amino acids)
Molecular function (GO): calcium/calmodulin-dependent protein kinase activity; calmodulin binding
Source: RefSeq, a predicted model, not a curated record